Molecule: messenger RNA, 676 nt
Organism: Copidosoma floridanum
Lineage: Eukaryota; Metazoa; Arthropoda; Insecta; Hymenoptera; Encyrtidae
Product: peptidyl-prolyl cis-trans isomerase FKBP2
Biological process (GO): protein peptidyl-prolyl isomerization
Cellular component (GO): endoplasmic reticulum
Molecular function (GO): peptidyl-prolyl cis-trans isomerase activity
Source: RefSeq, a predicted model, not a curated record
AGUGUGCGUGUCAGUUUUAAAAAAAAAAUGCGUAAACAAGUGCAUGGGUAUCCUUAUGUAGCCGUGAUGAAAGUAUACAACAAAAUGUUAGGAUGAAGAUUUUGCUUUGGUUUGUGCUCGUGACGUUGUCUGCACUAACACAGACGAGCUGCGACGAGACGACGUCCAGAAAAAAACUCCAAAUUGGCGUGAAGAAGCGUGUUGACAACUGCACCCUCAGAUCGAAAAGGGGCGACACCCUUGUAGUCAAUUACGUGGGAACCUUGGAAGACGGAACAGAGUUUGACAGUAGCUCCAAUUAUGACGAUUCAUUUUUCAUUACUUUAGGAUAUGGCCAAGUUAUCAAAGGAUGGGAGCAAGGAUUAAUCGGAAUGUGCGUAGGGGAGAAAAGAAAAUUAGUAAUACCUCCAGACUUAGCAUAUGGAUCUUUUGGAGCCUUACCAAAAAUACCUCCAAAUGCUACGGUCAUAUUCACCGUUGAACUAGUGAAACUUGUUUCAAAGGAAGAACCUCGUCAGUCUGAUACUCAAUUUCACGAAGAACUUUAAUGAAAAUGAUCUGUCAGUUGCAACAGCUGUUUCAUUUGUGUGAUACUUUUUAUACAUUGCCGUUAUAUUUUAUAUAAAAUUAUUGAAUACAGUAUAUUUUAAUCAUACCAUUCCCAGUACCAUAUAAG